Molecule: messenger RNA, 2652 nt
Organism: Hipposideros armiger (great roundleaf bat)
Lineage: Eukaryota; Metazoa; Chordata; Mammalia; Chiroptera; Hipposideridae
Gene: PPP2R3B
Product: protein phosphatase 2 regulatory subunit B''beta
Exons: 15
Coding region: 1-2025 (674 amino acids)
Biological process (GO): protein dephosphorylation
Cellular component (GO): protein phosphatase type 2A complex
Molecular function (GO): protein phosphatase regulator activity; calcium ion binding
Source: RefSeq, a predicted model, not a curated record
AUGCGCUGGCCCUCGGCACGACCCAGCAGCCUGCGCCACCUCUGCGCUGCGCCCCGUCCGCUCGGGCCACCACCGGCUCACACGACCGAGCCCCAGCAGGCUGUGCUGACUGUCCCUUCCCGGCAGGGCCCAGCCUUCCGCCUCCCCUGUUGUGGCGUCGUGUCCCCAGGCAUACAGAACGCAGGGCGUGGGCUGGAGAUGCGUGCGCAGGCUGCAUGGUGCUUCCCUGGCACUGCCAGUCGGGGACGACAGGAUGCACGGUUCUCGGUGGCCGUCCACCCGCCGGCUGCUCCGCUUCUGGCGGCUUUCAGCAGGCGCUCCGCGACGUUCCCCGCACGGAAUGUCUGCUCAGCAGUUUCAGAGCGCAACCCCGUUUUACCCCCCGACCUGUACCUGCAGCCGGCCCAGCGGGGUGGGCUCGCUGCGUCACCAGGGCAGCUCGGGACUAGCGUCAGCCCGCAGGGACUGUCAGGAGUUCCGGCUCCUAAUUUGGGGGUGGGGGGGUGGCUGGUGCGUUCCCUUGUGGACUGUUCCGCCUCCAUUCCUCACGCAUGUGUGAAGCAGGUACUCAGCCCCCGACCGACCGACCGGGACCUCACGGCCUGUCCCCUGCCUUCCUUCCAGGUGCAGUCAAAGAAGCAGGAGCCCCUGCCGCCCGCCGCCAGCCACAGCCUCCCCGCCUUCUACUUCCCCCGAGGCCGGCCGCAGGGCGCCGUGAACAUCGACGCCGUCAUCGCCAGGAUCGAGGGCACCUUCGCCCAGUUCCCGCACGAGCGGGCCACCAUGGAGGACAUGGGCCGCGUGGCCAAGGCCUGCGGCUGCCCGCUGUACUGGAAGGCACCUCUCUUCUGCGGGGCCGGGGGAGAGCGCACGGGCUCGGUGUCGGUGCACAAGUUCGUCGCCAUGUGGAGAAAGGUCCUGCAGAACUGCCACGACGACGCUGCCAGGUUCGUCCAUCUGCUCAUGAACCCUGGCUGCAACUACCUGGUGCAGGAGGACUUCAUCCCCUUCCUGCAGGACGUGGUGAACACCCACCCCGGCCUGGCUUUCCUGAAGGAGGCGUCUGAGUUCCAUUCCCGCUACAUCACUACCGUCAUCCAGAGGAUCUUCUACACGGUGAACAGGUCCUGGUCCGGCCGGAUCACCUGUGCCGAGCUCCGCAGAAGCUCAUUCCUGCAGAACGUGGCGCUGCUGGAGGAGGAGGCCGACAUCAACCAGCUGACGGAGUUCUUCUCCUACGAGCACUUCUAUGUCAUCUACUGCAAGUUCUGGGAGCUGGACACGGACCACGACCUCCUCAUCGACCCGCAGGACCUGGCCCGCCACAACGACCACGCCAUCUCCACCAAGAUGAUCGACAGGAUCUUCUCGGGAGCUGUGACGCGAGGCAGGAAAGUCCAGAAGGAGGGGAGGAUCAGCUACGCCGACUUUGUCUGGUUCCUCAUCUCCGAGGAAGACAAGAGAACCCCGACCAGCAUCGAGUACUGGUUCCGCUGCAUGGACCUGGACGGGGACGGGGCGCUGUCCAUGUUCGAGCUGGAGUACUUCUACGAGGAGCAGUGCCGCCGGCUGGACAGCAUGGCCAUCGAGGCGCUGCCCUUCGAGGACUGCCUGUGCCAGAUGCUGGACCUGGUGAAGCCCCAGAGCGAGGGGAAGAUCACGCUGCACGACCUGAAGAGAUGCAAGAUGGCCAACGUCUUCUUCGACACCUUCUUCAACAUCGAGAAGUACCUGGAGCAUGAGCAGAAGGAGCAGGCGUCCCUGCUGAGGGAGAGCGAGACCGAGGGCCCCGAGCUGUCGGACUGGGAGAAGUACGCCGCGGAGGAGUACGACAUCCUGGUGGCCGAGGAGGCUGCGGGCGAGCCCUGGGAGGACGGGUACGAGGCCGAGCUGAGCCCCGUGGACCAGAAGCUGAGCGCGCUGCGGUCCCCGCUGGCCCAGAGGCCCUUCUUCGAGGCGCCGUCCGCGCUGGGCCCCGUCGACCUGUACGAGUACGAGAGUGGGGACGACCUGCAGCCCUCGUGACCCGCGGCCCCUGGGGACUGUCUGUGGCAGCCAGCCGGUGCAGCGGCUUCUGCAAAACAAACAGCUGUGUGAUGGUUGAGCUCUUUUACGGAAAAUGAAGUGCGUUUGUACGGAAUGAUACGUUUUAUUUAUUCAGCACGGGAGCUGGUCAGAGCUGGUCCUGGGAGCGUGUCCCCACCCGUCCUGCGGAGCCCGGCGCGUGUCCUCAAAGCCGGGCCUGGCGGGAAAGGACACGGGCGGCCCUGCUGCGCGGCCCUCGAGCCGAGGCGACGGGAGACGUGCCGCGUCCCGGGCGCCGCUCCACGCCGGAGGGGAACCGGUUUCUGCUCCGCGAGGAUCCGCCUCAGCCGUGGGACCUGCUCGGGCUUCGGGGCGUCGGCGGCUGUGUUCUCGUCCAGCCGCGAGUCAGAAGCUUCCGGGAGCCGCACGUCCGCCGGCACGGGCCCCGCGCCGGGCCCUUCGCGGCCACAGCCCCACGCAGGGGGAGGGCGCGACCCCGAUUAUCCGACCGUCUCCCCCUCAAUGUACAAAGUAUGUAAAGUUAGCUUUUAUUUGCUGUGUAGAGCAGUUUAAAAUGUUUUACGAGAUCACGUUUGUAUUUUCAAAUAAAUAAUUUAAGGAUUUUCA